Molecule: messenger RNA, 2117 nt
Organism: Pyrenophora tritici-repentis Pt-1C-BFP
Lineage: Eukaryota; Fungi; Ascomycota; Dothideomycetes; Pleosporales; Pleosporaceae
Product: cleft lip and palate associated transmembrane protein 1
Cellular component (GO): endomembrane system; membrane
Source: RefSeq, a predicted model, not a curated record
AAUUCUCGCGCCUCGCUAUCUGUCCAGAAACCAUCGUGAGGAAUAUUUUCUCCUUCACAUAGCAAGCUGCUCAAUCCGGAAUCGCGAUUCCGCAGGUUGCCAUUAUGCCCGAGGCACAAGCAGCCGCAGCCGCACCGCCGGCGGAGGGCAAGAGCCUUGUCACUUCGAUCGCGCAGAGUAUCGGUCUCUUCCUCCUCGUUCAGGGUGGCAUGAAGUAUUUCAUGCCAGCAACGCCGAAAUCAGCCCCCGCCGUCUCCGAUCCUUCACAGGCAGGGUCCGCCGUUGUUGCGAAGCCGUCCAAUGUCGUGAUUCCCGCAUGGGAACAGAGACCACAAGCGCUCGAUCCCGGUGUCCAAUGGAGUCCUAUACCCUAUGCCGCUGCGCCCAUGUGGCCAGCCGGGACCGAGAUGGAUAUCGCCAUGUACAUUUCUUCGUCCAUCGCUAUGCCCCCGCUCAAGUCGAUGCCGCAGGACACACUCUUGAUCGAUGAGAAGAAUUUCAAGUUUGGAGACUACAACGAGAACAGGGAGAUUAAUACAGAGUUCAAGGUGCCAAAGGCAGUGCAGCAAAAUGCGACUCUGCUCGCUCACUUUUAUGUGGCGCAGAGCGGCAGUGUAAUCGAUCCCACGCAGCCCGGCUACGAUACCGCAAAGGCCUACCACUUCAUCCGUCCCUUGUCCCAGUACCAGCCCAAGAAGAAAAUUGCAAAGACAAGGAAUCUGUUAAGCGAUAUGCCGGAAAGAGUGGAGGCUGAAACGGAGGAGGAGAAGAACGCGCCCAAGAUCGUGGCUUCGUACUACCACCCCAACUUCACCGUCUCUCUGAUUCCAGACGCUGGUACCGUUCAAUAUGCCAACAUGCAUCCUGGUCCGCGCAAGUUCAUCACACUCGAGGCUACCGGCGCACGCGACGCAUCUGGUCAGCACAGCUGGUACUAUCCCAUCGUCUUCACGAACACCUUCUGGCAGCUCAAGAAGCACAUGAUCGAACUAAACGACACAGUCACAACUCUUCCGCUCAAUGUCAAGCUCAACAACUUCGCCCACUGGAAGUUCAACAUCAUAGCUGCCAUGGAUGAGAAUCUGAAUGCAAACGCCAGAGCUGCAGCUGCAGGCCAGUCGACACCCGGAGGAGGCGACGGAUCCGAAAUGGAAAUGUUCAAGGAGAUUCUCAUCGACAGCAACUCGUACCUCCUCGCCAUCACAGCCGUCGUAUCCGUCUUCCACAUGAUCUUCGAGAUGCUCGCCUUCAAAAACGACGUACAGCACUGGCGCAAGAAGAAGGAUAACGUCGGCACCUCUGUCCGCACCAUCCUCGCAAACGUCUUCAUGCAAGCCGUCAUCUUCCUCUACCUCAUAGACAACAACGAAAACACAUCGUACAUGAUUCUCUUCGGCCAAGGCAUGGGCAUGGCAAUCGAAGCCUGGAAAAUCACCAAAUCCGUAAACGUCCGUAUUCGGCCUACAGCCCCUGGCUCCCUCAUCCCUUACACCAUUGUCUUCGAAGAUAAACACGUCCUCUCGGAGACGGAGAAGAAGACGGAGGAAUACGACGCCAUCGCCUUUAAAUAUCUCUACAUGGUCGCCGUACCCCUCCUCGUCGCCUACGCUAUCUACUCCCUCAUGUACGACACACACAAAUCGUGGUACUCGUUCAUCAUCACCACGCUCGUCGGCUCCGUCUACGCCUACGGCUUCCUCAUGAUGGUGCCCGCAUUGUACAUAAACUACCGUCUCCAAUCCGUCGCCCACAUGCCCGGCCGCGCAAUGACGUACAAGUUCCUCAACACCUUCAUCGACGACCUCUUUGCAUUCACGAUUAAAAUGCCGACGCUACAUCGCUUGGCUACGCUGAGAGACGAUGUCAUCUUCUUUGUGUACCUAUUUCAGACGUGGAAGUACAAGGUCGAUUAUAACCGUAUCAAUGAGUUUGGCCAGGGCGGCGAUGACGAGGAGGUCGAGGAGAAGGAUGCUAAUAAGCCGCUGGUGGCGAGUGCGGGUGCGGAUAAGGGGUUGAAGGUUCCGGAUCAGGAGAAGGUGGAGAAGUUGAAGGAGGAGAAGGAGGGGGUGAAGGCUAGUGGGAGUCAGAAGAAGGGUGGGGCGACGAAGAGGAAGUAA